This is a messenger RNA of Phyllostomus hastatus (greater spear-nosed bat), 1963 nucleotides long. RefSeq names its product WD repeat domain, phosphoinositide interacting 2 (gene WIPI2). NCBI's taxonomy places the organism in Eukaryota, Metazoa, Chordata, Mammalia, Chiroptera, Phyllostomidae. The record is from RefSeq and is a predicted model, not a curated record. Gene Ontology annotation, cellular component: cytosol; phagophore assembly site membrane; extrinsic component of membrane. Bases 194 to 1507 code for a protein of 437 amino acids. Gene Ontology annotation, molecular function: protein binding; phosphatidylinositol-3-phosphate binding; phosphatidylinositol-3,5-bisphosphate binding. Gene Ontology annotation, biological process: autophagy of mitochondrion; protein localization to phagophore assembly site; protein lipidation. The transcript has 12 exons.
GCAGGCGCGCAGGGCGCCCCGGCUCCGGAGCAUAAACAAGAGCGGGGACGGGAUGAGGCGGCGAUUGAUCCCCGGGCAGCGAGCUGCGGCGACCCAGGCGGCGAGCGGGGCCCGGCGCCGACCCUGAGCGCACGCGACCCCCGUCCCGCGCGCGAGUCCCCGGCCGGGCCCACCCGCCCGCCGCGCGCCCGCCAUGAACCUGGCCAGUCAGAGCGGAGAGGCCGGCGCCGGCCAGCUGCUCUUCGCCAACUUCAACCAGGACGUCACGUCCCUAGCUGUUGGUAGUAAGUCCGGUUAUAAAUUUUUCUCCCUUUCUUCUGUGGAUAAGCUGGAACAGAUCUAUGAAUGCACUGACACUGAAGACGUGUGCAUCGUGGAAAGAUUGUUCUCCAGCAGCUUGGUGGCCAUCGUCAGCCUCAAAGCCCCCAGGAAGCUAAAAGUCUGCCACUUUAAGAAAGGCACAGAGAUCUGCAACUACAGCUACUCCAACACGAUACUGGCGGUGAAGUUGAACAGGCAGAGGCUCAUCGUGUGCCUGGAAGAGUCUCUGUACAUCCACAACAUCCGGGACAUGAAGGUGCUGCACACCAUCAGGGAGACCCCCCCGAACCCAGCAGGCCUGUGCGCGCUGUCCAUCAACAACGACAACUGCUACCUGGCGUACCCCGGCAGCGCCACCAUCGGGGAGGUGCAGGUCUUCGACACCAUCAACCUGAGGGCUGCCAACAUGAUCCCUGCUCACGACAGUCCUUUGGCCGCGCUGGCUUUCGACGCCAGCGGCACCAAGCUCGCCACCGCUUCGGAGAAGGGGACUGUGAUUCGGGUCUUUUCCAUUCCAGAGGGACAGAAACUUUUUGAGUUCCGGAGAGGAGUUAAGAGGUGCGUGAGCAUCUGCUCCCUGGCCUUCAGCAUGGACGGCAUGUUCCUGUCCGCCUCCAGCAACACCGAGACCGUGCACAUCUUCAAGCUCGAGACUGUGAAGGAGAAACCUCAGGAGGAGCCCACCACCUGGACCGGCUACUUCGGGAAGGUGCUCAUGGCCUCCACCAGCUACUUGCCGUCCCAAGUGACAGAGAUGUUCAACCAGGGCAGGGCCUUUGCCACAGUCCGCCUGCCCUUCUGCGGCCACAAGAACAUCUGCGCCCUGGCCACGAUCCAGAAGAUCCCCCGCUUGCUGGUGGGAGCAGCCGACGGGUACUUGUACAUGUACAACCUGGACCCCCAGGAGGGAGGCGAGUGCACCCUCACGAAGCAGCACAAGUUGGAUGGCAGCAUGGAGACAACCAACGAAAUCCUAGACUCCGCCUCUCACGACUGCCCCCUGGUGGCGCAGACCUACAGUGCAGCCGCCGCCAAAGGUACUCACGCGCCCGCCUCUCCGACCGGACUGGCCCGCGGGGACGAGCCGGGCGCAGUGGGCGGCGUGCGGCUGGAGGAGGAGGCGGCCCGCGCCCUGCGGCUGGAGGAGGACGGCGAGCACCCGCCCAUGGUUCUCCGGACGGACUGACCUGGCCCGGGGGCCCCGGCCCCGCAGAGCACACGGGCUGGCGGAGGACGCUGCGUCACGCUGCUGCGAACUGCGACCUGCGUUGGGGAGAGGAUGGCAGAGACUCGGCAGACGGAAAGGGGGUGUAGCUGUAGCCCGUCCCAUACUGUCGAAAUACAUGGUUUUCACUUCAGUGGCUUUUAACCCCGCUAUGAGUUUUAGCUCUUUGUUUUCUCUUUUUGCCAAAAUUAACUGUCUGGUGAAGCCCUCGGAACCUUCCUGCUUUGCAUGCGUGGAUGUGCCAAGCCCGCCCGGACAGCAGCGGGAGGCCCCUCCGGACGAGUGCGGGCGCGGGGCCGUCACCCCCGUGCUCACGCGGCCCACCUGCAGAGCGGGCUGCUCCUCGGGGGGCCCCCGGGGCCCUCCUGGACCAUGGCCCCCGCUUUAUUUUGUUAAUUAAACUCUUUCCAAGUUGGA